GUGCAAUAUAAUCACAACGCUUGAGAAGUGUCCUGCAAGAUUUUUGUUUUUCCUUAUUUAAGCGUCUCUUGUCUUGUUGAAAGCAAGAGCACCAUAAGCAACAUUUAGACGUGGGUUACAAUAGGCACCUCAGCUCGCCCAAGGAGAUUUAACUAGACGUGGUUUUGCAGUUUUGCCACGUAAGUGCGUGCGUAGCUGCUGGUGGCGAUGGCGUCAAGCAAUGGCGGCCAACCUGCGCCGCAAAUGACCCUUGUGUCCAUGGCGGGUGCCAGAGAAGAUCACACCUUCGCCUCCUAUAUCGAGCAGCGGAAGCAUCGUCACGGCAGACAAUCGAUGGUCAUGUAUCCUAUGCUCCGUCGUGUCUUUUGCAGGCAUUGCAGGCGGUGGUCGCGGGGUGAAGACCACACGCUCACCCCCUGUCUUGUGUCCUCGCAUGACGUCGAGCAAGUGCCGGAGCCCGUUGACGAGCUUGCGUUGGAGGUGCGUUCUUGUUUCAGAUGCGCGCAGGAGAUCUGCGAGAAGACCCGGUAUCUCCGGGACGAGGCGCCGGCAAGCAGGGGCCGGGACACGCCGCUGCAUCAGGCUGCAAGGUCCAGGAACCUGACUAUGUUUUGCCAUCUCGUCACGUUGGUGGGCGAGGAGGGCGGCCAUGGCCUGGUGGUCCAGGCGCUGAGGAAGACCAACGACCGCAAGGAGACGGCCUUGCACGUGGCAGUCAGGAUCGGCGACAGGGACAUGGUCGAACUGAUGUUGUGGGUGGAUCCACAGCUUGGCCAAAUUGCGUGCCAUUAUAUCUCGCCAAUUUACCUAGCCGUUUCUCUGGGACGCAAGGACAUCGCGGAGGCCCUGCACGAUGCUUCAGGACCUUGUCACAUCGUGUCCUACUCCGGACCGAGCGGGCGAAAUGCCUUACACGCUGCUGUUCUUCAUGGAGACGAGAUGACAAAAAGUGUACUCGCUUGGAGCGAGGACCUUACCAAGCAGGACAAUAAUGGUAGCACCCCUCUCCACUUUGCUGUAUCGGUGCAACAACGUCCAUUCAUUUCUUUUGGAAUAUUUGGGACAUAUACAUGGUCAGAAAAAGUCCCAACCUGGCAGCUACUGGAUGCUGACUCAUCCAUGGCUUAUCGGGAGGAUGACCAAGGUUUGUUGCCCGUGCACAUUGCUGCCAUGACAAAUCAGAAUAUCGCUAUUCGCAUUCUCCUCCGGAGAUGCCCAGGUUGCAUGGGUUUGCGUGACGAGCAAGGAAGAACCUUCCUUCAUGUUGCUGUCCAGAACAAGGCAUCCCGAGUCGUAAGUACAGCUUGCAAAUUAAAACAAUGUGCACCCAUAAUGAAUAUUCAGGACGAGGAUGGCAACACCGCGCUGCACCUAGCUGUGGAUAAUCAGAAUAUUUCAAUGGUCAUUCGUCUGCUGCGGAACCAGCAUGUUUGCUUAAAUUUAAGGAAUGCAGAAGGGCAAACGGAACUGGAUCUAGCAAGGAGCAGGAUACGCGAAGGUUUUUUCUUUAGAUGGAAUCCAGACAAGGUCAUCUACAGAAUGCUCGUAGCCUUGGGGGCUAAGCAUGGUAAUGACUACCGGUGGGACCGUCUUUUACAAAACCGCUUUAAACCUAAAGCAGGUGAUGAUGCUGAGGCACGCAAAUUAUUGGAGAAAGAAGAGUCAGAUAAGCUGACAAGCUCGACCCAAACUCUCAGCAUCGGUUCAGUGCUCAUCGCGACUGUGACCUUCGGUGCAUCUUUCGCGCUGCCUGGAGGAAACAUAGCCGACGACCACCCUAACGGUGGCUCACCAACACUUGCCGGGAGGUGGUACUUCGACGCGUUCGUGGUGGCCAAUACAUUGGCUUUCCUCUGUUCAUCUCUGGCUACCGUUGGUCUCAUGUUCUCUGGCAUGGGCAUGGUUACACUGCCCUUCCGUCGCCUGCACUUCAACAUAUCCUUGCUCUUUGCCUCGAGCGCAGUCACAUCCUUGACCGCUGCCUUUGCAUUGGGCGUCUAUAUGGUGUUGGCGCCAGUUGCACGGUCAACUGCCAUUGCAAUAUGUGCCAUCAGUCCUGUCGUGUUGCUCUACAGGAGCGCACAAGAUUUAUGGAGAAUUGCUCUUGUUUCAGGAAUACUGUAUAGGAGAAGAGGAUUACCGGUUUGGCUCAUGUAUAGUGUUCAGGCUGUCUUCGGUCAAUUUGUUCUCCAUCUUUGGCCGUUUGCGGUAAUAUUUGGUUGGGCAGGUUAUUUAAGGGAACGCCGGCAUGGUUGACUCGAAGAAGACAGACAUAUCGGCCCUAGCAAUAUGCUCCACCUGAGGAGUUCUAUGCACUAUUAAAUUAUGGUUGUGAGCUUUUAUUAAAUUGUCACUAUAUGUACUGUUUUUUUUCUUUCAAUAAGGAGCUGGCCGGCAUUGUUACAUUAUAUUGAUUGUUCAUAGGCAUGUACUACUACUGAAAUAUGGUCAUCUUAAAUAUAUGAUGCAGUUGACUUUU
Setaria italica (foxtail millet) is the source of this 2479-nucleotide messenger RNA. RefSeq names its product protein ACCELERATED CELL DEATH 6. The transcript is spliced from 4 exons. Gene Ontology annotation, molecular function: protein phosphatase 1 binding; protein phosphatase regulator activity. Gene Ontology annotation, cellular component: plasma membrane. Lineage: Eukaryota; Viridiplantae; Streptophyta; Magnoliopsida; Poales; Poaceae. The coding region runs from base 208 to 2256 and encodes 682 amino acids. The record is from RefSeq and is a predicted model, not a curated record.